CCCGAGGCCGUUCCUGUUGUUGGCUUUGCUGACCCUGACCCUGUUGUGAACUCUUCCGCCCGCAACCCUAUCUCAUUCCCCCAACCCUACCUCAUCCCUCCCAACCCUAUCCUCCUCGUGAAGAAUGUCCGAUACCAAAGGUGCCAGCCCUGUGGUCACCUAUGUUCGGGCAGAGAUCAACACCAAAUAUGCCGACCUGCUGUUGCUGGCCUGCUGCUUCUGCUCCGGCUUGCUGGACAGUACCAUGUUCAAUGUAGAAUACAACACUUUCGUCUCCAUGCAGACUGGAAACACCAUCUUCUUGGGAUUGGGCGCCUCCAAGCAGGACACCCGAGAGUAUGACUGGGCUCGGUCCUUGACCGCCAUCGUUUGCUACGCCCUCGGUAGCUUCAUCUUCUCGCGCAUCAACGGCUAUCUCGGCCCUAAACGUCGCGGCACUCUCGUCACGGCCUUCCUGCUGCAGGUCGUCCUGAUCAUCAUUGCCGCCGCUCUCAUCCAGAGUCACGUCAUCACUGGCGAUCUGGCCGACGCUCACGCCGCGCAUUACAUCACCCACUGGGACCAGGAGGCCGUCAUUGUGCUGCUGAGCAUGCAGUCGGCCGGCCAGACGGUCGCCAGUCGCGUGCUGGGCUAUAACGAAGUGCCGACCGUGGUCAUCACCAGCCUGCUGUGCGAUCUGAUGAUGGACCCGAAGGUGUUCAUGCUGCGCAACGAGAAGCGCGACCGUCGCAUUGCAGCCUUUGUGCUGACUCUGGUGGGUGCCAUUGCAGGUGGCUGGAUCAGCCGAGCCACCGGCAAUGUCUGGCCGGCGCUGUGGAUCAUCGCAGGUCUCAAGUUCUUCAUGGCCGUUGCUCUCUCCUUCUGGCACGUCAAGUAGAUAGAUCUUGUUCUUCUCGUUUCUCAUAUAGAUCUCGUUGCUCAAUCCAUGCACUUUCCUAUGCC
Messenger RNA from Aspergillus sclerotioniger CBS 115572, 942 nucleotides. Its product is annotated as YoaK family protein. Lineage: Eukaryota; Fungi; Ascomycota; Eurotiomycetes; Eurotiales; Aspergillaceae. Bases 125 to 877 code for a protein of 250 amino acids. The transcript has 2 exons. The record is from RefSeq and is a predicted model, not a curated record.